This is a messenger RNA of Papaver somniferum (opium poppy), 639 nucleotides long. RefSeq names its product protein NYNRIN-like. The record is from RefSeq and is a predicted model, not a curated record. Gene Ontology annotation, molecular function: nucleic acid binding. Bases 1 to 639 code for a protein of 212 amino acids. The transcript is spliced from 2 exons. Gene Ontology annotation, biological process: DNA integration. NCBI's taxonomy places the organism in Eukaryota, Viridiplantae, Streptophyta, Magnoliopsida, Ranunculales, Papaveraceae.
AUGGUAGUCCAAGCGGCAGUAGUCCAGGAUAAAUCUGAAGAUUGUCAAGCGCCCCAACAACAAACAGAAGUAUGUAGUGUGGAAGCAGAGGACUGGAGAAAGAUUUUUGGGGACAAGAUAUUCCGUUGUUUAUCACAAGAAGAAGCAGAGAUAGUUAUGGCUACAACUCACAAUGCUGAACACCAAGGUAUGAGAAAGCUUUUCCUACAGUUGUAUGAAGAGGGGUUUUACUGGCCUACGAUGGAAUUUGAUACAGCCGAACAUGUAAAGAAUUUCCAGCAAUGUCAAAGCCAUGGACUACUAAUCCGCUCUCCGCAUACCCUGCUGCAUAGUGUCGUGACCCCUUGGCCUUUCCAUAGUUGGAGGCUCGAUAUUAUUUGGAAAAUAAGCUCGACUUCAUUCGGACGACAUAAUUAUAUCAUCACUGCGACUGAAUAUUCUUCCAAAUGGGUUGAAGCCAUUCCGCUCCGGGAUUACUCAGGUGCCACGAUUGCUGCAUUCGUCAUAGAACAUAUCAUAUGUCGAUUCGGUGCACCUAUGAUUAUCCGCUCGGAUAAUGGUACCUCUUUUGUUAAUCAAACAGUGAAAGAAUUGUCGAAUCAAUAUGGAAUCAAGUUUCAUACUUCGACUGUCUACUAA